GCAGUUGGUGCGUCGCCUUUUCUCCAGCCGCAGUGAUACAGCAAAACAGCAUGGAGCCACCCGGGAAAAAGUUAAAACUUGAAGAUGUUACAGCGGGGAGACAGUACAGAAUCUGUGGCCUUCGACUCAGCUGUGAUCAUGAGACACGCGCACCAAAGAACGAAAGAGAACAAAUCUGAGUUUUUGCUAAAACUCUCCCACUGACUCAUGGCAACUAAAUAACUCGAGUGCUAAAACGUUCUCAUGAAAAACGAAAACUGAAAGAAAUUACUCUUUAGCUAGAUGUAACUCUUCGUCGCCUCACAAGUCUCUGUCGGAUAGUUUGUGUGCGCGAACAACCACCAAUUGACACACGAACAUGACUAGCCCAGCCAAAUUGGUAGAGAAUAAAAAGCAAAUUAUAUGCUCUCUUGCUUUUUCGGUCGAAUGCGAUUGUGUGUUACGUUGCGUCCGUAACUCUCUGUCUCUAUCUAUCUAUCUCUGUCUGUGUAUAGAUCAGGGUUGACGAACCGGAUGAUUAUGGUUCUAUUGACAAAGUAAAGAGAACAUGUAGACGUUGUUAGGACUGAUUAGUCGAUUGUGUGCUCGAUUUACCAGCUCAAUUGUUUGAUUGCCCUUCCCUUUUCUCUCGUCGACAGUCGAGUUACGUUUGCUUUAUACGUACAUUGGUAUUUUUGAAAUAUCUGGUCGAUCGUCGAUUUAUAUUGUUAAAUUUAGCUGGUGACACUGUCGCAUUUCAAUUUUCACGAUUCAUCUUUGUAUUUGAUGCCAAAAAAAGUCCAUUAACAAUCUACUUCGAUUCACAAUCGAUUAAUCGUUCUAUCUUACAUACAAACACAAACACAUCCCAAAGAAAUCGCAGAAGUGAAAAAUAAAAAUUCAAUGAUGUUGUGAGACUCGCGAUAAUCCAAACAACUUAGCUCGCUAAUUGACGAGACUUAUCCCUAUUAUGAUUGUUUUAAUUUCUUUGAACUUUCAGUUUCAUGGAGGUGUACCUACGUCAUAUGGCACCACUGAGAGAACAUCGUUGAUUUUCAGUUUCUGAAGUCCACAUGAUUUCCCCUUCAUUUUAUAAUUGCAUUCACAUUUUUCUUUACGUCUCUAAGAAGUCAAAAAAAAGAUUUUUUUUAUUUUUUUUUCUCAACAUUAAACAUGAAUAAUCUUUAUUCGAAAUAAUGUUUUUUCAAUUUUACAGAGCUAAACAAUACCGUCUCUAGCACCAACGACAUCCCCAAUUUUAUUCAAUUAAAAAAAAAGAAUGGAUGCUUAUUUCGUUUUUUAAAAGCAUCGUUCAUGUACUUCAACCGUUAUGCGUUCUUUCGCAAAACUUUUAAAUCGUUAUACCAAAAUAAAAUCAUCAAUAGAGAAAAUAUGACGGUUGGAGUAUUACUACGAGUUUAUACUUGUACUAUUUCUAAUUAGUUGACUUUGCAGGAAAUGGCUCAGAGUUCUUACCCGGCCCAAUUUACGAUCUCAGUCAAACAGGGCAGGUGGUUGCAGGGCCUGGAGCCAAGUUCCAAUCGUUGUCUUCCGACCAACAGGACACCGUGACACGGGCUAAGAAGUAUGCUAUGGAACAGAGUAUUAAGAUGGUGCUAAUGAAACAGACUUUGGCCCACCAGCAACAGCAAAUGGCUAGUCAGCGGAAUCAGGUGCAGAGACAACAGGCUUUGGCCCUAAUGUGCAGGGUGUAUGUAGGUAGCAUAAGUUUCGAGCUGAAGGAGGACACAAUAAGACAAGCAUUUUUACCAUUCGGGCCGAUAAAAUCAAUCAACAUGUCAUGGGAUCCAGUGACCCAAAAACACAAGGGUUUUGCGUUUGUCGAGUAUGAGAUACCGGAGGCCGCACAAUUGGCCCUCGAACAGAUGAAUGGUGUCAUGAUUGGUGGACGUAAUAUCAAGGUUGUCGGUCGCCCAUCGAACAUGCCGCAGGCACAAUCAGUAAUCGACGAAAUCACAGAAGAAAGCAAACACUACAACCGCAUUUACAUCGCAUCAAUUCACCAGGAUCUCACGGAGGAAGAUAUCAAGUCCGUUUUCGAAGCUUUUGGACCGAUAACAUACUGCAAGUUGGCACAAGGUUCAUCACCUCAUCGACACAAAGGCUAUGGUUUCAUCGAGUACGAGUCGAUGCAAUCGGCUCUCGAAGCUAUUGCCUCGAUGAAUCUAUUUGAUCUUGGUGGUCAAUAUUUACGCGUUGGCCGUGCUAUCACUCCACCAAAUGCACUGAUGGGUCCACCAACUGGUACCAGCAUGAUGCCAACCGCUGCUGCCGUAGCUGCUGCUGCUGCGACCGCUAAGAUUCAAGCAAUGGAUGCCGUUGCCAGUAAUGCUGUUGCUUUAGGUCUAAGCAAAUUAGGUGCCGCUGCUCAACCAAUUUUGAAUACUACGUUACCAGGCAUUGUCAGACCGACGCUCGCCGCAGCAAUACCAGCACUUGUGGCCGCACCGACGAUUGCCACUGUUGCUCCUAUUAUUCCACCACCAGGUAUCGCUAUUCCACAGACGCUCAACAGACCACCUGCAAUCAUUCAACCGAUACCUGGACAAGCCGUAGUUCUACCACCUCCAAGUGUUGUCACUCCGACCGUUGUAGGAGCACCUGUUCCACUACCAGUUGUUACGGCAGCGCCAAUGGUAGUAGCAGCAGCAGCAUUAGCAGCUGGUCCAGAAGCCCUUCGACGAGCGCAAGAACAAGCAGCGCAGAAACAACAAGAAGAACUACAAAAGAAACUCCUUGAAGAAGCUGAACCACAGACGCUUCAACAACAAGAGAACAUGUCAAUCAAAGGACAAAGUGCCCGUCACCUUGUCAUGCAGAAGCUCAUGCGUAAGGUCGAGUCACGCGUUGUUAUUUUACGCAACAUGGUCGCACCUGAGGAUGUAGAUCAAAGUCUGCAGGAAGAGAUUCAAGAUGAAUGCUCCAAAUUUGGAGUCGUUGAGAAGGUGAUCAUUUACAAUGAAAGGCAGUCCGAGGAUGAUGACGACGCAGAGAUCAUCGUCAAAAUUUUCGUUGAAUUCUCGCAAAUGAGUGAAGCAGAAAGAGCGCGAGAUUCACUCAAUGGACGCUACUUUGGCGGCCGAUUGGUCAAAGGCGAUUUGUAUGACCAAGCUUUAUACGACAACAAUGACUACUCGGGUUGAACAAUUUCCUAUUUGCUGAAUAAUAAUUUUUCGCACACCGAGUUCUUAAGUUUACGCACUGUAAUAACUCAGGACAAAUUAGCUGUCUGGUUUUCUGUACAAAUGUAUCCGUUAAGUAUGCUUUAUUUUACCCUUUCCUGCCGUAAAGUUUCCUUUCCUUUAUGACUCGAAUUAUAUAAGUUGCAUCUCUUUUGGCAAUAUUUUCUCCUAUGGAAGAACAAAUGCAUAAAUAUACGGGAGUAUACCAACUAGAUUUCUUAUAUAUCCGCUAACGAAAAUGUAUAAUUCAAUUUUUGUAUAAAGCGGACGGUACAAUGCAAAGCAUAUGUAAAUGGAAAUUUAAGUUUAAUCACUGUUGCUAGCCAACAAAAAAGCGUAGAUAUUGUAUACUAGUGUCUUUGGAUUAUUCUUUUUUAUUACCUUUUCUUGGAUUAGUUUGAUUAGUUUUUUUUCACAAUAAGCUAAGUGAAGAAUCUUUACUAUGUUAGUUGUAUAAUUAUUUUCGUGUAAUUUGUACAGAAAAGGUUUAUCUAUUGCAUACAAAUCAAAUGAAUUUGACCAUCUGCUGGUGGCCAAAGACUCGGUUAAAAGAGCAAAUGUAAUUGUAUUUAAAUAUUACUUGUAUAUGUAUUAUAGUAUUUAAAUUACUAAUAAAUCGUUUUUC
Molecule: messenger RNA, 3807 nt
Organism: Phymastichus coffea
Lineage: Eukaryota; Metazoa; Arthropoda; Insecta; Hymenoptera; Eulophidae
Gene: hfp
Product: poly(U)-binding-splicing factor half pint
Exons: 11
Coding region: 1572-3143 (523 amino acids)
Biological process (GO): regulation of alternative mRNA splicing, via spliceosome; mRNA splice site recognition; alternative mRNA splicing, via spliceosome
Cellular component (GO): catalytic step 2 spliceosome; precatalytic spliceosome
Molecular function (GO): RNA binding
Source: RefSeq, a predicted model, not a curated record